UUGUAAUCAACAAUCCGAUCCUCCUCCUUGUAAUCGUCUCCUUGACGCCAUUAGCCCGAUGAAGUAUCAAGAAGCUGCCCCACCUCAUCAAUCAACGAAAGUAAAGCGACCCGACAAAGCAAAGCUCUCGCGUUCAUCCGUCGCUCGCGCUCCCCUGAGAUUUGAUUCCGCAGAACUGCGCAAAAUCUCUUGAAGCCAAACUCAGAAUCCGACAUUAACGAGUCCGCAGUUUCGUCACCCACCCACAAACUCUCUCCGUCUCUCUACCUCGACUGCCAUUCUGUUGUACUCUCUCUUUGUGGUGGAGACCAACCCCACUUUGCCUAACAUCCUCGACUUCCUGUUGACCCAAAACCAUGGCAUCUGCGUGAGCACGGUGCUGCAAAGUUCUCUUCUUUCCGCUGAAUACCGGAUCAUCGGCCCAGGAAGGUGAUUCUGGUGCGUUAUUUGCGUAGUUGGAUCUGUACUAGUGUCUGGUUAAAGAGAAAGCAGGGGUUUGUUCGUUAAAGUUGGAGAGACAGAGAUUUAUAGGACGAUUAUCCUAAAAGUGAAUUCAAUGGAGUUUCGCCGUUGCACGGGGUGUUUGUGGAUCUGAUAUUUUGCUGAAGAAUUUGGGUACAAGUGAUUUGUAGAUAUGCAAGCAAGGGCAGUAUUAUCAGAGGAAGGCAAGGAUCUUCCUGUGGCGAAUCGGACGAACCAAACGAAGGCUUUGCCUCUAAGAUUGCUUCAGUUAUUUGUGCCUUUUGUGUUGGUGUGUAUUGCAUUUUCAGUCAUUAGUAUAUAUACUGUUCGGCGGUUUGGGAUUCAAAGCAUGGUUACAAAUGCUAAGUCCGGUUUUCAGCCGUGCUAUGAAGAAGCCAAUAGUUUAGACCGUUGGAUCCGGCCUCCGUCGGAUCUUCUCCACAAUAUGUCUGAUAAGGAACUAUUUUGGAGAGCAACCCUUGUUCCUAAAAUCAAGAAGUAUCCAUUCAGAAGAGUUCCGAAGAUUGCUUUCAUGUUCUUGACCAAGGGGCCGUUGCCACUGGCUCCUCUUUGGGAGAGGUUCUUCAAGGGCCACGAGGGGCUUUAUUCGAUAUAUAUCCAUUCCCAUCCAUCAUUCCAUGCCCACUUUCGUCCUUCGUCGGCAUUUUACAAGAGGCAAAUCCCAAGCCAGGUGUCUGAGUGGGGCAGGAUGAGCAUGUGCGAUGCAGAGAAAAGACUCAUUGCCAACGCAUUGCUAGACAUAUCCAAUGAGUGGUUCAUUCUUCUUUCUGAAUCAUGCAUUCCGCUGUAUAAUUUCAGCCUCAUCUAUCACUACAUUAUGAAGUCCAGAUAUAGCUUCAUGGGUGCAUUUGAUGAUCCCGGACCAUAUGGGAGAGGUCGAUACAAUGAGAAUAUGGCCCCCGAAGUGAACAUUUCUCAAUGGCGUAAAGGAUCGCAAUGGUUCGAAAUCAAUCGAAAGCUCGCUAUAAACAUCGUGGAGGAUGCUACUUAUUACCCGAAAUUCGAGAGUUUCUGUAGGCCAGCAUGUUAUGUCGACGAGCACUAUUUCCCAACGAUGCUGACCAUCCGAGCAGGAAAUCUCUUGGCCAACAGAAGUAUAACGUGGGUGGACUGGUCCAGAGGCGGCGCUCACCCCGCCACGUUUGGAAAGUCUGAUAUUAGAGAAGAAUUUUUGCAGAAAAUAAACAAGAACCAUCGCUGCACCUACAAUGGCCGAAACUCUUCAAUGUGUUUUCUUUUCGCGAGAAAGUUCGCUCCGAGUGCAUUGUUUCCUCUCCUAGAGUUAGCUCCGAAGGUCCUCGGCUAUUAAUAGAUGCCGGACCGAACAAGGGAAGCAUUUCGAAGUUUCCUUUAUACAUUCUCUGUGUUGGGUGGUGCUCGAAACUGUCCGGGUCCCUUAACCAUUUCUCAUUCGCUUUCAUCCUUUGUACACGAGGCAUAAUGAGAGGCACCACCCAGGCGACAUAUUCUUGAUGUACAGAGAGUAGAAGCUAGCUUGUAGUUUUAGCUUCAUAUCGAGAUUUAUGCUAAAAAUCGGGAGUUUUUGUUUCGAGAAUUGUGUCUUCUGCACCACCCUGCUUCUGCAGGUAUUGAGUCAUAUGUUCUGUUAUCAACAGUUGGAGAGAUUUGAAAACUUUGGAUGUGA
Messenger RNA from Rhodamnia argentea, 2128 nucleotides. RefSeq names its product glycosyltransferase BC10-like. Gene Ontology annotation, molecular function: glycosyltransferase activity. The coding region runs from base 635 to 1792 and encodes 385 amino acids. The record is from RefSeq and is a predicted model, not a curated record. Lineage: Eukaryota; Viridiplantae; Streptophyta; Magnoliopsida; Myrtales; Myrtaceae. Gene Ontology annotation, cellular component: membrane. The transcript has 3 exons.